CUCCUCUCCUCUAUCUAUCGUCACUCGAAACAGUAAAACUUGAGAUUUUCCAAUUUUGCUAGAAUUCACCAUGGCUCCUCGACCUAUUUUUGCUGCCACUCAUCCCAGAGCUUGCUCUACAGCUUUUGAAAGGGUGUUCAUGGCCCGCCGUGAUAUUCUAGAGUGUGCUCACGAGCCGUUUGGCGAUGCCUUUUACUUUGGCCCAGAGUUUAUGAGCGACCGGUUCAGGCAUGAUGCUGCCACUCGCCAGAGCUCAGAGUAUCGUGAUACUACUUACAAGAGUGUCUUGGAGAGACUUGAGGAUGCGGAAAAAGAGGGCAAACGUCUCUUCAUCAAGGACAUGGCAUACUACCUGAUGCAACCCGAUGACAAGCCAUCACAAAUCGCACCGUCUCUCGGAGGCGGCGAAGAAGCCGGAAACCCAACAGUUCUGCCCGUCAGCAUCCUGAAGCGCUUCCACUUUACCUUUCUCAUCCGCCACCCCAAGCGCUCAAUCCCUUCCUACUACCGCUGCACCAUCCCUCCGCUGAGCGAAAUCACCGGAUUCGACUACCUCAUGCCCAACGAGGCGGGCUACGUGGAGCUUGUUCGACUGCUAGACUUCUUGAUUGAGCGUGGAAUCGUCGACAAGGACCACAUCACGGCCAUUGACGCGGAUGAUUUGCUUGACAAGCCGGAGCAGGUUAUCCGGGAGUACUGCGCGAGGAUCGGCGUCGAUUACAAGCCGCAGAUGUUGAAUUGGACCGAGGAGGAUAAGGAGCAUGCGGCGGACAUGUUUGCCAAGUGGAAUGGCUUCCAUGAUGAUGUGCUCAAGACGAAUUGUUUCCAGGCACGAUCUCAUGCUCAGAAAACCUCAACUGUUGAAUCUGAGGACAAGGAAUGGUUGGACAAGUAUGGUCCUGAGGCGCAAAAGCUGAUUCGCCAGACCGUUGAUGAGAAUAUCCCCCACUACGAAUAUUUGAAACAAUUUUGCAUUUCUGUUUAACGAAUAAUGACAUUUGGGUACACGGUACAUGUAUGGGAGAAGGUGAAAUCUUUUCUUUUAGAGAACUCUUCUUUUUGUGUUAUUGGUCUAUGAUACAGUAUAUCGGUCUGGCUCCAAGGGCCCACCGAAUAUCUUUCUUUUUAUAUAUCCAUAAUCAACAUCGCCUUUAGUAACAAGACUUUGUGUAACGUAAACAACCACCUUGCCGUUAAUGUACAUCCAUCCAAAAAUAUCCUUUUACAGCUAACACCUGUCGCGAGCUUUCCCCCCUCCAGUAGUCGCCAUGUCAUUUCACAUUCCCCGGUUUAAUUUGAAAUUUUUCCAAUUGCUUCCCUUAUGCGGUUGCUGGCUUCGCAACCUGCUUUUCGGCCUCUCCUCCGAUAUAUGUCGGCACCUCGAAAACAGUGUGUGUGACAUUUUUUGACCACGACUCGGCAAAUUUCUUAUCUUGGUCGUUGGCCCAGCUGACUGUGACAUCCACCAGCUCCUUGUCUCCUCCCUCGGUCUCUGCAGCCACGAUCUUGUUGCCGCGGCCCUGGCCUGCUAGAACAGCCGCAAUGUCGGCAAUUGCAUUUUUCUUCUGCGCAUUGAGGGCGAUGCCACGCUCCUGCUUGCUUCGGAUGGGCUGGUAGUCGAUUCCCUUGUCCUUCUCGGCGGCAAUCUUCUUCUUGUCUUGGCUACUAAACUCUUCCGGCCGCUUGUGUCGCAAUUCGUCUGUCCACGCAACCUCGUGGAGGUGCUUCAACUCUCGCAGUUUCUGGAGUACUGAGCGGCCAACGGAGCCCUGGCCGGGCUGGAAUCGGAUGUGAGCGAGGGGUGACCAGUAAUCCUUGCGAAGCUUUGCUGGCUUGGUCUUUUUGCCAUUGAACGGCAGCUGCUUCAGGCCUUGGAAUCCAUCCAAGACCUUGCUGAAGCUGUAAAUCACCUGGUCCGACCUCCUAUGGGCGAAAACCCAAAUGUCCUCGCCAUGGCUCUCCGCGCUCUGUGACCCCGUUGCAGCUCCUCGCGGCCGACCCGAGUGCGCGUACCGCACUCCGGCUCUCAGGAGGCCCAGCAAUUGGCCUUGCCCAA
Molecule: messenger RNA, 2056 nt
Organism: Trichoderma atroviride IMI 206040
Lineage: Eukaryota; Fungi; Ascomycota; Sordariomycetes; Hypocreales; Hypocreaceae
Source: RefSeq, a predicted model, not a curated record